ACACCGAUGACCCGCGGUUUUGAUCGAAAACCCUUAGGCUUCUGCGUUUUGCUACUUAAGUCGCCGAGCCUCCUAGCCGCUCAAGCACAGUGGAGCCGACAAUGUGCUCCGAACUCCGAUGGCCUCCGUGGCCUGUCGGUUCUGUAGCCCCUCUGGUCUGGCGGCCUUCUUUCUCCUCCGAUGGAUCUGUGGUGGCGCGCACGAGGGCUGCCAGAUCUAAUGCCCAUCACGGCUCUCCUGUUGGUUCCAAGGGACUACGGUCGCCUGAUCGGGUUACUGCCCCGCAUUCUGCCGCCAGCCCCCAGCCAAAACGCGUUUUUUUUUUCCUUCUUGCAUAAUGGAUUAAUCAAAUUCCGAUGCAUCG
Messenger RNA from Rubroshorea leprosula, 364 nucleotides. Lineage: Eukaryota; Viridiplantae; Streptophyta; Magnoliopsida; Malvales; Dipterocarpaceae. The record is from the annotation of a GenBank genome assembly.